Molecule: messenger RNA, 2874 nt
Organism: Aspergillus terreus NIH2624
Lineage: Eukaryota; Fungi; Ascomycota; Eurotiomycetes; Eurotiales; Aspergillaceae
Product: UTP14 family protein
Exons: 2
Coding region: 1-2874 (957 amino acids)
Biological process (GO): rRNA processing
Cellular component (GO): nucleolus; small-subunit processome
Source: RefSeq, a predicted model, not a curated record
AUGCCUCGCAAACAUACCCAGUUGCGCGGUCCGAAAGACCGUCAACCGCAAAAGCAGCUUCCCAAGAUAAAGCCUGGGAAGGCUCUGAACGCUUUUGCCAUUGCAGAGAGCGAAAUCCCUACGAGGCUCGGCGUCCGACGCUCCCGUCUAGGCGACAACGAUGAUUUUUCGAAGCGCAAGCGACACCCCGCCCGGGAUAUGGAUGAUGAUUCCGACGGCCCCAACAACAAGCGCCGCCGUACUGGCGACGAUUCCGAUUACAGUGAGAACGGCGGUAGUGAUGGCCAAGGCCAUAAAUGGAGGUUGGGGGAGGUCGAUAGCGACGACGACGAGGAGUUGGACAGCGAUGAGGCGUUAGGAUCCAGCGACGAGGAAAGAUUUGAAGGGUUCUCUUUCCGAGGAAGCUCUAAAUCUAAGCCGAAGAAAAAGACGCAACCCGCCAAGAAAAGCGACCGCACCAUCUCGCUCUCAGAAGAUGUGGAAGAAUCUGAAGAGGAAGGGUCGGAAGAAGACGAGGAUGAUCUCGGCGAGGAUGCGGUCGAUUUGCUGACUGCUUGGGACAUGAACACGGCUGCAGAGGAAGAGGAGCAGGCAGAAAAGUCCGCCAAAGCAAAGAAGCAGGCGAGCGACGAUGAGUCCGAAGAAUACGACUCCGAGAGUGAAGAGGAAGAUGACAGCGACGCCAAUGAAGACGACGAACUGUCGGUGUCCGAAGACGAUGCUGCCGACGAGCAUGGCCUGUCUAAGCUACAGAGUUUUGUCAAUUCUAUGGAAACAGAGUCCACUAAGAAGUCGUCGCGGAAGACCACCGGAGGACACGAGCAUACUACGCCUACGGAGUUUGGUUUGGCUUCUACAAGAAAGCUGACAGCUGCUGAUCUUCUGCCAUCAAUCACGGAUUCGCGCCUCAAGAACUCGCUCAAACACGCUGACAGCACAGUUGCUUCGACAAAGAGCUCAUCCGGCAUCCCGGGUAAACUCGAUGCACCUCUCGCUAAACGCCAACAAGAUAAGCUCGAACGCGCCGCGGCCUACGAGAAGAGCAAGGAAACCCUCAAUCGCUGGCUCGACACGGUCAAAGCGAAUCGUCGGGCAGAGCACCUCGUUUUCCCCCUGCCUGAUCCGGACGCUCAGCAGUCCUUCCGUUUAGGCGCAGCCAAACCCCAGAACGACCUUGAGAGCACUAUCCAGAGUAUUCUUGUCGAGAGCGGACUUGCCGAGGAGAAUGGAAAGGACGCUGAGGACCAGGUUCAAGAGUUUGAGGAGCUACAGGCGCGGAAGCUGCCUAUCGAGGAGAUAAGAGCUCGGAGAGCUGAGUUGCGCAAGCGACGUGAUCUGAUGUUCCGAGAGGAGGUGCGUGCCAAGCGAAUCAAGAAGAUUAAAAGCAAGUCGUACCGCCGCGUUCACCGCAGAGAGCGCGAGAAGCUUGAACAGCAAGAAAGACAGGCACUCCUUGAAGCCGGCGUGGACCUGGACGAGGAUGAACGAGAGAUGAAUGAGCGCCGGAGAGCCGAGGCGCGAAUGGGCUCCAAGCACAAGGAGAGCAAGUGGGCGAAGAGCCUGAAACAAACUGGUCGUACAGCUUGGGAUGAGGAAGCUCGACUCAACACGCACGACCUGGCUCUGAAGGAAGAGGAGCUACGGAGGAGAAUUGAGGGCAAGCGCGUUUCUCAGGGUGAUGAGGAUUACUUGGGGUCUUCCAGCUCGGAAUCCGAGGACGAGAACCCGUGGGACGAGGAGGCUGCAUCUGAUGCUGAAAAGCGCAAACUCCGCAAAAAGCUCGAUAAGCUGGAAGGCGGUGACGAAGCUGAAACAGAAUAUUCCGGCCCUCAUGCCAAGCUCCUUUCCAUGAAAUUCAUGCAGAAUGCCGAAGCUGCUCGGAAAGCCCAGAACGAUGCAGAGGUCCGGCGACUCAACAGGGAACUCCACGGAGAAGAAUCCCAGUCCGAGGCGGAGUCUGAAGUUGGCCGGCGGAAAUUCGGCCACGCUGAAGGUGCCAAGUCGAAUAAGGACAGCAAACCCAAAUCCGCUCCCCGCAACGAGUUUGAAGAGAAGCCUGGAUCUGAUGAUGAGGGAGACGCCGAUGAGGAUAUUGACAUCGUGGUUAAUCGCCCGGACAAGAAACCCGCGGAGUCCUCCGUCAGGGCCAAAUCACAGGGACGCCACUCGAAUGGUCUUCCCAAACCCGCGGAAGACCCUGUUGAAGAGGAAAACCCAUGGCUGGUGCAGACGAACAGGACGAAUCGCCGGGCUCAAGUGAAUGAUUCCCAGCAGACCGUUGACAUCUCUGUCAAUGAUGCCACAACUCCAGCUCCUGCUAAGGGAGCGAAAACUCAAGCGACAAAGUCAUCUACAUCCUCCGAGAAACCAUAUCUGGACGAAGCCAAUGAUAGUGGUGAUGACGGCGUUCCAGUUCUUCUCAAGAACCACGACCUUGUGAAGAGGGCUUUUGCCGGCGAUGAGGUUGUACAAGAUUUCGAGCAAGAAAAGCGAGAUACCAUCCGCGAGGAAGAUGACCAGGUGAUUGAUAACACCUUGCCAGGAUGGGGCAGCUGGGCCGGUGAAGGUGUCAGCAAGAAACAGCAGAAGCGACAGAAGCGUUUCCUGACCAAGGUGGAAGGUGUUAAGCCUGAGAAUCGCCAAGAUUCGAAGCUCUCUCGUGUUAUCAUCAAUGAAAAGCGAGUCAAGAAGAACAACAAGUACCUGGCAACUCAGCUUCCUCAUCAGUUCGAGACCAAACAACAGUACGAACGGUCUCUGCGCAUGCCGCUGGGCCCCGAAUGGACGACGAAGGAGACCCUACAGAGCUCAACCAAGCCUCGCGUGAUUGUCAAGCAAGGCAUCAUCAAACCCAUGGAGAAGCCGAUGAUCUAG